CGAAGGACGUGCCGCUCCGCUUCGCUUACCUCGUUCUCCCGCUCACGCGCCGUCUCACAUAUUUUGUUGUUUGCCACUUUUUCGCGCCACCCCAAAAAUAACACCAACAAAAAGUAUAACACAAAAAAAAACAAGCAUUACAAGAAGCGAAACAUAACGGUGAAGUUAUAACUAUAUCCGUGACCAUUUGUGACGUCAGAGUCGGAUAAGAGGAGAGAGUGAAAAAAAUCGCCAGGAUGUCUGCGAAUAAUCAUCAGCAGCAGCAGGCGGCGCCCGCCGUUGUGGCUCCCGCCGCCUCCUCGGAAUACCUGAAGCGCACCUGCCUCAUCUGUGGCUGCCACACCAAUCAAACGAUCAAUAUCUACGAGCCCCGGUCCGGCCCCAACAUUGUCCAGUUGAUCCAGGCGAAAUUCAAGUUUCAGCCCUUGAAUGAGGACAAGUUCCUCUGCUUCAGCUGCAACAAUUGGCUCAUAAACUGGCACUCUCUGCAGGCGGUGAACAGCAAUGAGGCUGAGAGCCAAAGUCAGAGUCCCUCACACAUGGGCAAUAAUGUCCUGCAGCAGGAGGGCACCAAGCUGCGUCCGGUGGCGAUGGUCAGGCCCCAGGUGCGGGUGCAGCCCCAGGCCCAGGUCCAACCUCAGCCCAGGCCUCAGCAACAGCCCCAGCCCCAGCCACAGUUCCAAGUCCCCGUGAACCCACCCACACCUGUACCCGCACCUGCACCCAUAACCUACGCCAAGCGAAGGAUUAGUCGACGCAGUGCCUCCGUGAACCGCGUCAACCGUAUUCUCCGGCAAUGCUGUCUGGAGACUCUGCGCCGCAUUCCCAAGAAGAAGAGUCAGGUGUUCCAGGUGUACCUAAGGCAGAGUCAGCGACGGAGCAAUAUGCUCUGCCGGGUGGAGUGUGUGGCACCCAGGCGAAGGCCAAUAGAGCGAGUAGUCAAGGAGGCGUCACCCAUUUUGAGUGCCCAGAAUUCCUCACCGACUUACCAAAGAUUCCCGCAACCAAGUGUGGAUGGCAAAGUGGUGGCCAUGUUCCGGCGACUGGGCACCACCCUCAGCAGGGAGCAGCAGUCAUCAUCAGCAUACACCACCUCCUCAGCCCCGCAGAUCAUGAGUCCCUCGAAAGAGAGGCCGCGCUGGACGCGAGACCUCGACGAAGACGAGAUCCUGCUGGAAUUUGAUAGCGCCAUAUCCGAAGUCCUGCCCACCACCACCACCACCACCACCAAUGCCCGACGCUGCCUCAGCUAUCAGGUUACCCAGGAGGAUGACAAGGAGAAUGGAAACCAGAAGGAGGAUGAGGACGAAGCGGAACUGGAAGUGGUGCUGGAAGCGGAAGCGAAGGAAGCACCACUGCCGCCACCGCAGAGUCACCGCAACCACCGAGAUUCCCACCAAGCUGCGAUCCAACUCGCCGGCCUGCGGUUGCCCCGCGGCCUCAGCAUUAGCCUGGUCUGAAUCAAGGAGGAGGAGGGACCAAAAAGCGGCAAAUGCCUCCCAAAAACAUACAAAAGGAAUAGUCAAAUUGCAUGCACAAAAAACCAAGCAAAUAAUGAGCAUUAGCGAAUGUCUAAUUUAAUAGUACCUCGAUUACAUUUUAAUUGUUAGUCAAAAUACCUUAAUUAAUUAACUAGCGGACAACAAAACAAACACACACAAACCUAAGAAUGUUAAGUUAAUGGAUGUGGAAAGCUAUAUUUAAAAUAUACACAUAUUAGACUUAGGCAAAAAUCCCCCGAAAAUGAAACAUAAAAGAUAUAAAUCAAAACUCCCCUCAAGCCAAUGUAGUUGAAUUUAUUUGUUUGCUCCUGAAAAAAAAAA
Messenger RNA from Drosophila serrata, 1823 nucleotides. RefSeq names its product phyllopod (gene phyl). Gene Ontology annotation, molecular function: zinc ion binding. Gene Ontology annotation, cellular component: nucleus. The record is from RefSeq and is a predicted model, not a curated record. Lineage: Eukaryota; Metazoa; Arthropoda; Insecta; Diptera; Drosophilidae.